Messenger RNA from Guillardia theta CCMP2712, 687 nucleotides. RefSeq lists its product as hypothetical. Lineage: Eukaryota; Cryptophyceae; Pyrenomonadales; Geminigeraceae. The transcript is spliced from 7 exons. The record is from RefSeq and is a predicted model, not a curated record. Bases 1 to 687 code for a protein of 228 amino acids.
AUGGUGGCGGGAGCGGAAGGAAGCCAGGCAGAACAGGAGGAGCGAGUCGCAGCGGAGCAAGCUGGAGAGGUUGACAACUUCGCGGACAGUGCGAAGAUUUUGACAAGCCGCGACUGCUGGGACAGGAAGCUUGCGAAGGCCAGGCGACAGCUGGAGUCAGCGGCGGAUCAGAUCUUCGAGGCAGAGGCGACUUUGAACUACACGGUGAGGCAGAGGGGACGUGACGAGCGGAGGUUGAGGGUUGACAAGACUGCUGUUGUACAGCUGAGGCUGCUCGAGGAGGCGGGUGCGAACUCGAAGUUCUGGGGGCAGGAGGUGAAGCAAGCGGAGGUCGCGUAUGAGGAAUGGACUGUGAAGUUGGAGGAACGAGGAAACUCAGCUAUUCAUUCGGAUGGGGUCUCCUUGCUCGUGCACCUCGAGCGAGCAGAGGAGUGGCUGCUGGAGGCGAACUCGGAGGCUACUCGAGCCAUGCAGACGGAGUGCGAGAGGACGAGGGACCGAGAGGAGGCAGGCAAGAGGCUGAAGGAGGCGGAGGAGGAGCAGUCGAGCUGGACCAAGAAGGUGGAGGAGCUGGAGAAGAAGCUGGAGGAACUGCUGGGUAAUAGCGCGAGAACUGAUCGGAGCAGGGAAAGGAAAGCGCAUGAAGCUCUGGAUAGAGGAGGGGCAGAGAGGAGGGAAGAAUCGUAA